UACAAUAUUAUUGUAAUUGAGUGGAUAUAUAUAAGUCGCUGGCUGCGAUGAAAUUAGAUUCAUCAGAGUAGUGUAAGAGUGUAAAGGAUCAGGAGGAGAGAUGGGUGGCAUUCCAUGGACUAAGGAAGAGGAUCAAUUGCUCAGGAAAUGCAUAGAGCAGCAUGGAGAAGGCAAAUGGCAUCGUCUUCCUCUCUUGGCUGGUCUAAACAGGUGCCGCAAGAGCUGUAGGCUGAGGUGGUUAAACUACCUCCGCCCAAACAUCAAAAGAGGAAACUUUGAAGAAGAGGAAGUUGAUCUCAUCAUCAAGCUCCACAGGCUCCUGGGAAACAGGUGGUCAUCGGUUGCAGCCAGACUUCCGGGAAGGACCGGUAACGAUGUGAAGAACUACUGGAAUUGUCACUUGAGCAAAAGGCUAAACGCUCAGCAAGAUCAUCAAAGUGAAUAUCAUAUUAAGAACAAGCAUGAUGCAGUUAGGAACAUUAAUAAUGGUGUAAAAGUCAUAAGAUCCCAAGCUUCAAACUCUGCAGGUACAAGCAGCUCAAAGAGGCCGUCAUAUGCACCAACUCCUCAUCAACCAGUUAAUGUAUUUGUACAAGAGGAAGGUAGCAGCACAGGGCCAAAGCCAAAGCUAUGCAAUUUUAAUGGAAAUGGUCAGAAUAAUAAUCAGAUAUUUGAGAAUAAUAAUAAUAAUAAUAAUAGUACUGGGAUUAAUGCGAGUGACUAUCCAAUGGAUGAUGACCUUCCACCAUUUGAUCAACAAGUUAAAGAAUAUCAUCAAGGUGGCGAUGAUGGAGAUCAGGUCAACAGAAAAUGGGAGUGGGACGACUCCAUCUUUGCCGACAUGGACCUCUGGACUGAUUAAUUUAGGAACUUAUUAUGAGAGAGAUUUGCUAAACUAUUAAUUAGGUGUUCGUCAUUAUUAGUAUGAUAUAAUUUUAAUUUAUGCAUCAACAUGUACUACCGAAUGUUAAUGAAUUAAGAGGUGAUGUGAAUAAUGACCCAUAUAGGUAAACAUUUGUCC
Molecule: messenger RNA, 1021 nt
Organism: Malus domestica (apple)
Lineage: Eukaryota; Viridiplantae; Streptophyta; Magnoliopsida; Rosales; Rosaceae
Product: myb-related protein 308-like
Source: RefSeq, a predicted model, not a curated record